AUGAGAAGAGAAGGCCGCCCGCACGGCAUGGUCCGCACAUGCCCUUCCCUCUCCGCCCCUUGCAACCCGCCGCCCAAUUCCAGAAUCCUCAACCGCCUCAGCGGGCCGCCCACCGCGGGCCUGUUCACAAAAGUCCCGUCAAGGCCCACCAACCACUCCAAGUUCACCGGCAAGUGCGGCCGGCCCAGGUGCCGCGCCUGCCACUUCGACCCCGCUAGCAAGUCCAGGACCAAGGCCAAGGGGGCCCACAAGACGAGAUCCGCGGCGGUCGAUUUCUCGGACGACGAUUGCGACGUGGACGGCUCCGAUUACCGUUCUGAAGAUUCCGAUGCCGAUGAAUAUGGAUUUGAUAAAUUCUCGUCGGAGGCGGUGGAGACAGUUGUUGUUGUUGAUGAUGAUAAGAUGAGUUAUUGCGAGGUGGGGAUUUCGUGCGGAUCGGAGGAUGGGGAAGAGGGUUGGUGUUUGGUUGAGGACAAAAACGUCAUUUGCUGUUGA
Messenger RNA from Striga hermonthica, 495 nucleotides. The record is from the annotation of a GenBank genome assembly. Lineage: Eukaryota; Viridiplantae; Streptophyta; Magnoliopsida; Lamiales; Orobanchaceae.